Geodia barretti is the source of this 840-nucleotide messenger RNA. The record is from the annotation of a GenBank genome assembly. NCBI's taxonomy places the organism in Eukaryota, Metazoa, Porifera, Demospongiae, Tetractinellida, Geodiidae.
ACCCAAAAGGUCAUAGUUUUAGUCUAUUUGUGGGCAAAGUAAUAUCCAAAAAGCCUCUCAGCACAAGUAAAGACGCUGGAGAAAGAUGCCGACUCCUGCAGCCCGCGAAAGGUCGAGUCAUCAUGCAGUGGGUGUUCUACUGGCAGUACUGCGAGUCCUCCUAAACCUCACUCACGACAACGAACUGGGCAGCCAUCGUCUCGGGGAGCAAGAAGGAGCCGUCAAGACUGUUCUUGACAUCAUCUUCCUGUUGUGCGAUGUUCUACCAGAUGAGCAUCGCUUCGACACUAAUGUUCUGGGUCUUGGGCUCCUAAUCAACAUGAUAGAACACAACUCUUCCAACAGACAACAGCUGGAUAGGCUGCCAGUUGAUUACCACGUCCCUCUCCAUGGCAACGAGACUCUGCCCACUGGCGAGGGGUGUCCCCCACCAGAGGUCAAGGGUGAUGACGAGACCUCCCAGGAAGAGGGGCGUGGUUUGCUGAAAGGUCGCAACACAUGUGUGAGGUCGUUGAUUGCACUAUUUCUCAAGCACUACCACAAUGCAGAGGGAGCUACCAUUGAGUUAGAUCAUCUGAGCCCUUACCCUACUUUCCCCAUGGAUUACAAGAUUUAGACUCGCAUUUAUUUUACACAUUCUGAUUGGUCGAUUCAAUUCGACACAGUCUUAGUACGUACCUUCGACGAGACCUCACUCCCUCCUACGCUGACCGUCUGCAGGCUCAGACCACUCUGAGAGAAAUAGAUCCAAGAGAGGAAGAAGAGAAAGAGGGAGGGGGGAGUGGAGGAGAGGAAGAGGAGGGAGGUUCCCGGCAUGACUCCACACUCAGUGACAGCCGG